CGGAACGACAGAUGUCGACGUUCGAUCAUUGGCUGGAUAGCUGGUUUUGUUCCCCUCAUAAACCGUUCGGGUUUCAGCGUCUGGAGUACAACUUCCUGUACAGCGAAGAACUGCCCAUCUAUCGCCGAUCGCGUUUCUACUUCACCGAUUUUUUGCUAAGGCAGACGAAGAUCCCUCAGCAGUUGCUUCAAAGUGGUUUGGCACUACGUGGCGGCGACGUUUUCGGGCAACGAGAAGUGCUGGAAAGUUUCCCCGCUCUGUAUUCUCUUCUUGUUCACCGGUUACUUCCGAAACGCUUCUACUACAAGCAUCCCGGUCCCGGCGUUGAGACCUUCCUGGAAAACAGCAACCGGGGACGCUGUGUGCGCCGUGAUCCGUCUGCCGCGAAGGUUUGUGAAUGUUUCUGUCCCUACCGCGGCCCCUUGUGCCAGUACGAGGAACGUCGCAGCGAGGCCUUUGACGCCAAAUUUCCCACGAACCAGAACAAACACGUGAUUUACUACCUCCUCGACCACGGGGACGACCAUUUGUGGGAGCUUCAGCACGCUCUGCAAAAUUUGUGGGAUAACUUUAACCGCUAUUUCGAUUACCCUGUCGUUAUUUGGCACGUAGGAAUCGACCGCGACGUCGAACUUGAGUUUUUAAACAGUGGUGGGGCCGGGCAAGUCUUGCUGGACGACGCAAACUCGGCAAAUGCGGACUUCGCGGCCUGGCGGAAGAAGCGUGAGCGCGCGCGAAAAGCAGAGGAGAGGCGCAAGAAAGCAGCACAGAGCACUGGCGACGAUUCUUCAUCUUCAAAAGCUGGCUUGUUAUCCGCGCGUGACCAAAUCAGUAUGAAAGGGUUUUCGAGCCAGACAAUUCGCGACUCGGGUCUCCAGAUCGAGAAUGAAAAGCAGGACCGCGAAAUCGACGCACUCCUUGUCAAUGCGGGAACACCGAAAACCCAAGUCGAAGCGUACAUGGAGCGAAGGGAAGAGGAGGAGCUUUUCAUGCGAGAACAACAACAAGCAGUUAUGAGGACACCGUCACCGUCAGAAGAAACAAGUAGUGGAAGAACAAAGGCAAAACUACAUUCGGGCACGACUGGAGAUCAGGAGACGGCCGCAGCGGAAGACGAGUAUGUACUACAGCAGAUGAAGCGACUUGCGCAUUUCGGCUACAUGGAGCACAAUUCUGAGGCUCGGGUCUUGUCUUUCCGAGACGCGGAUGAGUUUUAUGAAGAGGCAAAGGCAAUGCGCGAGAGUCCGCAGCCAGCGGGGAUGAUAUUUUAUCAACCCCGUGGCAGUCGGGCGCAGCAGCAGCACAAGUCAGUCGGAGCAGACGUGAAAAGCGGCGAUCCCGCUGAAACGGCUAGAAAUCGGAUAUCACUUCUGGAUAUCGUGGCAAGAUCAUCAAAUCGGAUUUGGUUGCACCUCCGAGAGAAGCCAGAGAUGCCUAUUUUGCCGAACAUGGACAGGGACGACCAUCAUCGCAGCUAUCCCUGGCUUGAAAUGAUACACUUUCGGUCCGGACCGCUCUACUUAUGAUAGGAUAAAUAUAGUUAGUAGCAGGAGAUUUUGUUUUUUUCUCUGGGGAUUUUUGGAGUGAAGAUGGUACGCUUUGAUAUAACGACUUUAUUGCCCAACUUUUGGAAUUUUUUCCUCCUUCAUUUUACUUGACGAACGUGAUGCAACGCUUCCACCUGUCGUGGUGGCUCGACACAGACGCUUACUUCCCCAAUGACGCGAAAGGGUAUGAUCCGUUCACAGAUUUCGAGCAUAAAAACAAUGUGCUUCAGGAUCGGAGUCGGAGACACUUUUUACGGAAUCAUCUAGAAGACUUUCUGCAACAAGUGGAAGCGGAAGCGUCCAGGGCAGGUGUAGGCCGAGGGGAAGAACCUCCACGAAAUGUACGAGGAAAAGGUACUACCGGGCGUCCUGAGGGAGGAGAUCAACACGACCAGAGUAGAGAACAGUUGCGUUCGCGUGCCAAAGAACUUUUUGUAGAUCAUGUGAACGAGUUCGUUGCUGAUCUGGAGAUGGCAUGGGGAUACAAGAUUUUGUAUCGGUCUGCGCGUACGGCAGCACUGCAACAAUUGUGGGAAAUCACGAACUUCUGGUCUCUUCAGCACAGACACUUGAUGGAGCACAAGCUUUUCAACUACCCUAACCGACAAUUGAGUCUUCCGAUGCAACAGCUGAACGGUCCUCCAGCGCGGGAACUACGCGAGGAAACAAAGAGACAACGACGUGCAAAAGCUGCAGACGAGGGAAAGAAACAGAAAAAUGCCAUGAGUUCGUCUGCUAGGAGCGCUGGUGGAGGUGAAAUAUUAAACAAGACAGAUGGAGAGUACGCCCUGGCAGCCCACGAGACGCCAGAAGAACUGGAUAGCGGGGGAAAGCAGUCCAAGGACUUUCAGUCACUUUUUGACCAGGUUGUCGUCAUCACCUUCGAAUAUCCUCAGGGAAACGCGCUAUCUGGUGCCUGCGUCAUGCCCAAUGCUAUCACGAACAGUCGAUACACGGGCGCCCCGGACACGCUCUAUCAAAUAUGAAUGCGCCUUCGUAAUAAAGAUAGACUUUCAUAUUGACUCGGAUUACUCCAAUAUGUAGAAGUAGAUCUAGUAGAAAGAUCUUCUACUUGUAGGGGUAGAAGAUAGAAAUAUUUCUACUUCUUGGUAGUUGUUCUAAUGACCCGUUAUGUGAAGUACUUGAACAACUUGCAUGGCAUGCUGCAAAUCCAUGGUUGGGGCGACCACAUUGUGCAGACAAUCGGAUUUGCGGUUCUCUUUCGGCCUUUAGAGGUUGCUCUGAACCACACGCUGGUUUGGAACAUGACUCGGCUUCCUUACGCCCACCAGCACUUUGUGGAUUGCGUCGGUGAUGAGCCAGUAAAAGUAUGGGAUCCAGAUACAGGUGAUAUCUGGGAGUUCCGAUGGCGUUUUGAGCGGUCGGCUUUCGCGCGGAACAAGAGCGCGGAGGAUGUCAUAGAUCGCGAGUACAACAGUCGAGAGAAAUACAUCUCCAUGCAGCAGGACGAUCUGGUAGUACGCGGAACGCUUAAUGUGGACUACUUGCAUUUCUUGCCAGAAAAAUGGAACUGGCGAAAGCCAUUUUUUGCUUGCAAGCCAUCAGUUAAGGCCUGCGACAUCCAAUUAUUUUCAUCUCUUGGAGGUAGUGAUUUUCUAAGAGUAAGUAACACCGCGUAGGUAACAAAUACUUCGUGGCAUUAGAGUAACACUAUCUAUCUAUGUAUCUAUGUAUCUAUCUAUCUAUCUCUCUAUCAUGCACAACUGAAACGGACUCGUCUUCUGCAAGAUUCUAAGGUAGAGGACAAGAAAGCGGCGGCGACAGGACGCAGUAGUGGGGGUUAGCGAGCAGCUGGAGAGGACACAUCAAGCGUCGUUGGAAAGAGUAUAAUGAUCCCAACGGGGAUGCUCAGAGGUUGUACCUAGACGUAAAUAAUAGAUGAUAUUAUACUAGACUACGCCGCCGAUCGCGAGCCUAGGAUGUUUUUUGUUUCAAAUCUAACGAGCAGAUGCUUUGAUAGAAUUCACACUAUGACUAUGUUAGAGAUUGUAUCCAUCGAUCUAUCCUGUUCUUAUCACCUGCAGCACAUGAUCAAAACUAGUGGGAAAGUUAUCGUCUUUACACUUGCAUACCUUGGCGAAUUAGUGGAGCAGCGAGUUUAGCAGUAUAAGGAUGUUGAUGAUCUCGCACUUCGGAAGCAGCGCGUGUCUUUUCUUACAAGUAGAACGCUCUUGGUCGUCUGUGUGGUCUUAUCGGUUUUGUUCUUGAAAGAUGAUGAUGGUUGAAAAAGGUGGUGCUGACUGAAGAAGACGCUGAAGAAAAGGAUGAGAGGAGAAAGAAGAACGUAACACAAGUCUCGACGAAGUUAUCAUUUGACACGGAUCGGAAUUAUUAGUACCUUCAAAAGAUCGAUGUAAGAACACUACUAGCAUAGCGGGCAAUUUGCGCCUGCGUCAUGGGUACAAACAAAUGUAUAAAUUUCUACUAUAAUCGUUCGUGCUCAUUUAGGGCUAGAGAGGUUCAAAAUGAUCCGCAGUCCUCCAGCGAAGUGGACAAUAAUACAAAAGAUUCCAU
Molecule: messenger RNA, 4082 nt
Organism: Amoebophrya sp. A25
Lineage: Eukaryota; Dinophyceae; Syndiniales; Amoebophryaceae
Source: the annotation of a GenBank genome assembly